GGCGUUUGCGUCACUCGCUCCGUCCUCUGAGCCUGGGUUGUCUCCAUGGGUGGGGGGAUGGGAAGAGUGUGUCUCUGGGACAGGGAGCGAAUGAGAGGCAGGUUGGCCGGCCAGGAGGAGUAAGGACUGAGCGGACACCGAACUGCAGGCAAGGGAGGCUGCUUGCUGGUGCUCGGAUCUAUGGAAAGUUAAUCUUUAAACCCGCGAGCGAACGGAAGAGAGAGACGGUGUGGGUGAAAUAUUUCCAAGGUGGCGACAGACAAGGUUGCAGAGAAAUUGAGUUCUACUCUCUCAUGGGUGAAGAGCACAGUGUCUCACACUGUCAGUCAAAUGGCUAGCCAGGUGGCAAGCCCAUCCGCUUCACUGCACACUACAUCUUCUUCAACAACACUGUCUACACCAGCACUUUCACCAGGAUCACCAACCACGCUCAGUCCUGAUGACUUGGAGCUCCUAGCUAAGCUAGAAGAACAGAACAGGCUUUUGGAGACUGAUAGCAAGUCUUUGAAAUCUGUAAAUGGAUCUCGCCGAAAUAGUGGAUCUUCAUUGGUAUCUAGUUCUUCUGCUUCAAGUAAUCUAAGCCACCUGGAAGAAGAUUCCUGGAUCCUCUGGGGAAGAAUUGUGAACGAGUGGGAUGAUGUACGGAAAAAGAAAGAGAAGCAGAUGAGGGAACUUGUUCGAAAGGGGAUUCCUCAUCAUUUUCGAGCUAUCGUGUGGCAGCUACUAUGCAAUGCUCAAAAUAUGCCUAUUAAAGACCAGUAUUCAGAGUUAUUGAAGAUGACCUCGCCAUGUGAAAAACUUAUAAGAAGAGACAUUGCUAGAACGUAUCCAGAGCAUGAUUUUUUCAAAGAGAAAGACAGCCUGGGACAGGAGGUUCUAUUUAAUGUUAUGAAGGCCUAUUCGCUAGUAGAUCGUGAAGUUGGUUAUUGUCAAGGGAGUGCUUUUAUAGUUGGACUACUACUUAUGCAGAUGCCAGAGGAGGAAGCAUUUUGUGUUUUUGUCAAGUUAAUGCAAGACUACCGUCUCAGAGAACUUUUCAAACCGAGUAUGGCCGAGCUAGGUCUUUGUAUGUAUCAAUUUGAGUGGAUGAUACAGGAACAACUGCCAGAACUCUCUGUGCACUUUCAGUCCCAGAGUUUCCACACCUCCAUGUACUCAUCUUCCUGGUUCCUUACUAUCUUUCUGACUACAUUUCCACUACCCGUUGCUACAAGAUUAUUUGACAUUUUCAUGUCAGAGGGUCUUGAGAUUGUUUUUCGUGUUGGAAUAGCAAUAUUACAGGCCAAUCAGGCAGAACUGAUGCAGCUUGAUAUGGAGGGAAUGUUGCAGCAUUUUCAAAAGGUCAUUCCACAUCAGUUUGACAGUGCACCUGACAAGUUAAUUCAAGCAGCUUAUCAAACUAAGUACAAUGCAAAGAAGAUGAAAAAGUUGGAAAAGGAAUACACUACAAUAAAAAAUAAGGAGAUGGAAGAGCAAGUAGAAAUUAAGAGGUUACGCACAGAAAAUCGAUUGCUGAAACAACGUAUUGAAACUUUGGAAAAGGAAAGUGCUUCUUUGGCAGAUAGAUUGAUCCAGGGACAAGUGACAAGGGCACAAGAGGCAGAGGAAAACUACCUCAUUAAACGGGAGCUGGCCACCUUUAAACAGCAGAGUGAUGAGGCUAGUGCUAAGCUGGAGAAAGCUCAGGAUGCCAUCAGGGACCUCCAAGAGCAACGGCAUAAAUGCAACCCGCGUUACAGUGAAGAUUUUGUUCUACAAUUGGAGACAGAGCUAGUACAGGCAAGAUUAAGAGAAGCAGAAUCUCAAUGUGCCCUUAAAGAGAUGCAGGACAAAAUCUUGGAUAUUGAAAAGAGAAACAGUUCCUUGCCUGAUGAGAGUAACGUGGCCAGGUUGCAAGAGGAGCUUAUAGGGGUUAAACUGAGAGAAGCAGAAGCAUUGAUGGGCCUGAAAGAACUUCGGCAACAAGUUAAAGAUUUGGAGGAUCACUGGCAGCGUCAUUUGGCUCGAACAACUGGCAGGUGGAAAGACUCCCCACGGAAGAAUGCUGUAAGUGAGCUGCAAGAUGAACUGAUGACAGUGCGCCUUAGAGGAGCUGAAACACAGGCUGAACUGAAAGAAGUUAAACAAAGGAUGCUGGAACUUGAAACACAGAACCAAAUCAGCAGUAACCAGCUAUGUCGAGCAGAGAAGGAGUGCAGUAGCCUUCGUGAGAAGGUGCAGUAUCUCACGGCUCAGAAUAAAGGACUACUCACUCAAUUAAAUGAAGCUAAAAGGAAAAUAGCUGAGAUGGACUGCAAGAAUAAAGAAGAUGUGAUGGUGAUGAGACUUCGAGAAGCAGAUAGCAUAGCAGCCGUGGUUGAACUACAACAGAAAAUUGCUGACCUGGAGAUACAGUUUCUAGAUCUGAAAUUACCUGGGAGGCCUGGGGUUAGAGGAGGGCAAACUCAAACUUUCAGUUGCCCAUUGAUGCUGCCUUUGACUCCAUCUGUUAUCGCAAGAUCAGGCCUGCUUGCAUGUUCCAGUCAAGUGUCAGGUGCAACUGGGACACCCUGUCAGCUUUGGGAGAAAGAAGAGGGUAAAGUUAAAGGCCAACUUAACAACUCAGACUCCACCCAAUAUAUUCGAGAACUGAAGGAUCAGAUAGAUGAACUGAAAAAUGAGAUCAUGUGCCUAAAAGGACAGAGGGUCUUCUCCGGCCCACACACUUUUGAUAGGAUCCAUAUUGUGAACCACAUAGCAGAUGAUGAUUCAUUCCACUCCUCUGAUGAAGAUCUAAUUACCGAUUCCAUGAGGGUUCGUGAUCUCCGGGGGGUUCCUCACCAUUUUCGCCACCUCAGUAGAAAUGCACAAACGGAAACUAAUGAUAAGGACAGUGAGGACAGUACUGACAGUGAUAACGAGGAUGGAACUAUAGGCUCUGGUCUCUAUAACCAGAUUAGUAACCAAAAUGUCUGCACAGUGAGUCCAAAACAGGUAGAAUCUUUCUCCACCACCGUGUGACCAUCACUGUGAACACAUGAGGCUUUCUGGUUCAUAUCAAAGACCAGGUGGGCUCCAAUCAUUCAGACUUGAAUGCAGCUUUCAGUCUGGCCUGCUGAUUAAACUAAAGGACUAAAGUGAGGAAUUAUAUAGGCAUCUGCCAUUGAAAUGGUGGAGAUGAUGUACUGAAUUUCAUAAUGGAUUUUUUUUGGGGGUGGGUGGUCAUUUUACCUGUUCUUUUGUCUGCCUUAACCUUUGCCAAACCUUUUCAUUAUAAUUGUUGUUGCCACAUGCUAGUAUGGGAAAGAGUGUGUGAAACAGACAGGAGAUAAGAUGUUGACAGUAUUAUAUACAGUAUCUCCUUUCUUAAAACUUGAAAUGCACACUUUCUAAUUUAUUUAGAAUGGGAGAGUUUGUUUUUUUUUCCUUUUGCUUGGUAGUUCAGUCAGUGGAGUUGAAAACCCUUGGGACAUUGGUUGCUUAUAAAAAGAUGCAUCAUCUUGUGCAAUAUUGUAUUUUAUGCUAAUGAGAACAAAUUUUACUUGUUUAUGACAGAAAUGUACCAUGAUGGUCUUAACGGAGGAUUAAUUAAAUGCGUUAGUGCCUUCAAGGCACAUUUUGGUCAGUAAUAUGUCAGCAGAUGGUUUUAAUUGGGCAUCACAGUACAAAGAAUAUGUGCAAUUGGAACAUUUUUUUAAAAAGAAAACAGCUCAUGACUUAGGAUCCCAGCACAAAAACUUGUAUCUUAAAGAAAGAUACUUUUAUAAGUAUAAAAUAAAAUCAAAUACUAAGAUUUCUGUUUGUAGAUCUUUACAUGAUUUUCCCCUUUUAAUUUGUGUUUUCAUUUGAGGUGUUUGAUAACAAAUAGUAAUGUACCUGUGGUAUGUGUUACAGCAAUAUCUACUUUUGUGUUACUUUGUUCUGAUGGAGAAAUGUAGUUAAGCUUUAAUAUAAAUACCUUUUAAAUGUUAACUGGGAAUGCAUUGCAUUUCUUUCAUUGCAACAACUGGCCACCUGAAAAAGAAAUUGGAAAGUUCAACAUGGUCAUGUGCUGGUUACCCUAACAAAUACCGUUCAAGGAAUUGUAAAAACACUAUACAGAAACUCUGUUACACAGAGUUGAAGGCAUCUCCUCAGAAAAUAUCCUUGGUAAAUGUGCGUUAGCUCUGCUUGGCAGUUGUUAACACGAGCUUUUUCACUUCACUAAUAAGAAUGCUUGUAUAAACACUCAGUGUUUCUCUUUUAACUUUAAAUUAUAACAAGAUCACAAAUAAACUUUUCAUGAUUUUAAAGGGAUAA
Molecule: messenger RNA, 4278 nt
Organism: Chiloscyllium plagiosum (whitespotted bambooshark)
Lineage: Eukaryota; Metazoa; Chordata; Chondrichthyes; Orectolobiformes; Hemiscylliidae
Source: RefSeq, a predicted model, not a curated record